This is a messenger RNA of Coccomyxa subellipsoidea C-169, 2634 nucleotides long. Its product is annotated as PLP-dependent transferase. The transcript has 16 exons. The record is from RefSeq and is a predicted model, not a curated record. Gene Ontology annotation, biological process: Mo-molybdopterin cofactor biosynthetic process. Gene Ontology annotation, molecular function: pyridoxal phosphate binding; molybdenum ion binding; molybdenum cofactor sulfurtransferase activity. The coding region runs from base 1 to 2634 and encodes 877 amino acids. NCBI's taxonomy places the organism in Eukaryota, Viridiplantae, Chlorophyta, Trebouxiophyceae, Coccomyxaceae.
AUGGUCAUAGCAUUGCUCAGAUAUGCGGUCAUAACGGCAGCCCGAGUGCUUGCAACAGCCAGUGCAGCUCUUGUGGGGCUCGCUAAUCUUCUCGGCAUAUCGACAGAAGUGAGCUCGACACCAGCAGGAAGAAAAAGAAAGGCAGACAAACAGCAAAGGCAGAUACACAGCCAGGCGUCCACCGAAGACUGCCACUACGAAUCGAGGAAAUAUGACUUCCUGAGGGUUGCUGGCACCCAGUAUGGGUACGGGGGAAGGAUUGAGGACCUGUCCAAGAUUGAGUUCAGCCGCUUGAGAGGCAGGGUGUACGUGGACCAUGCCGGCGCCACCUUGUACUCAGAGAAGCAACUAAGAGCCGCUCAUCAGGACCUGAGCACGCAGCUGUACAGCAACCCCCACAGUGGGCACGUAGCUUGGUGUGGUGAUGCAAGCGCGUCCGAAGCCGAGAUGCAUGCGCGUGCACUCACGCUGGCAAUGUGCAACGCCUCUGAGCGGGACUAUGAAUGCAUCUUUGUGUCUGGAGCAACAGGCGCUAUGAAGCUUGUCGCCGAAUCCUUUCCCUGGUCGAGGGACAGCCGCUUUGUGUACACGCAAGACAAUCACAACAGCGCUGUUGGCAUGCGAGAGCUCGCCCUGAAUGCCGGUGCCAGUGCUGUGGCCGUGAACUUCGUCCCAGACAUCCCAGAAGGUAUGCUUGAGCCUGAGAAAUGGCAGCUUAUCACCAGGUCAGGUCAGCACAGCGAAAGCAGCAAGCCACAGAGCCACAGCCUGUUUGCGUACCCCUUGGAGUCCAAUUUCAGCGGAGCCCGCUAUGAUCUCCAACAUGUCGGGCGUGUGCAGCAGCAUGGGCUACAAGUGGUGCCUGUCAACGCUGGCAGCAGCCCAGAUCAGAUACCUGGUGACCAUAAGGAGCGCUGGUAUAUCUUGCUGGAUGCGGCAAAGGCCUGCUGCUCUGCGCCCCCAGAUCUGUCCCAAUCGCCUGCAGACUUUGUGGCGCUGUCUUUCUACAAGAUCUUUGGGUACCCAACUGGCCUCGGGGCGCUCCUAGUGCGGAAAGAGGCUCUGCAGAUCCUUGACAGGGCCUACUUUGGUGGCGGCGCCGUCAGCGCCUCAGUGGCUGAUGCUGACUUCUUCAGGAGGAGGCCAGGUGCAGCAGGUUUGGAGGACGGCACGCCUGCCUACCUGGCAAUCGCAUCACUGGCGCAUGGCUUUGCACAGCUCAACAAGCUGGGGUCAUUCCCUGCCAUCGAACAGCACACUGCCACUCUGACCAGGUGGCUGGCAGACAGACUGGCACUGUUGCGCCAUUCCAACGACCAGCCAGUCUGCGUGCUAUAUGGUGCGCACGCUCAAAAGGGCGCUGCUGUUCCUGCUUCAUCGUGUGGCAUCCAGCGCCUGGCAGGAGCUGUCGGUCAGGGCCCUGUGGUAGCCUUCAAUGUGCUCAGGCCAGAUGGAUCAUUCGUGGGUUACAGGGAGGUGGAGAAGCUGGCAGGGCUGUGCAGCAUCCUGCUGCGCACAGGGUGCUUCUGCAAUCCAGGGGCCUGCCAGGCGCAUCUGGGCUUGUCCCACCAGGAUGUUAUCAGCAAUUAUGAGGCCGGCCAUGUCUGCUGGGAUGACAAUGACCUCAUCAAUGGCCGACCCACAGGUGCUGUGAGGGUUUCAUUUGGGUACAUGUCCACCUUCGCGGAUGCAGAUGCUGUCUUCAGGUCCACUGAUUUGUUUCCAUGUCCAUUGACACCAUGUCUUCCCCUAGUACAACAGGGCACCUCUAAUCAGAUCCUUCAUGAAUGCAGCGGGGUGUCCUUGGGACAGGUAUUUGUGUACCCCAUCAAAUCAUGCGCGGGUUUUGCGCCCGAGUCAUGGCCGCUGGGGCAGAACGGUCUGCUGUAUGACCGCGAGUGGGCGCUGGUGGAUGGGGACGGAGCUGCCCUGACGCAGAAGAAGCUGCCUCGCCUCGCCACCAUCCGCCCCACCAUUGACAUGGAUGCAGGCAUGCUCCCUGUGCACGCGCCAGGCAUGGCCAAGUCCUGUGUGGUCCCUCUGCCGAAGGAGCAAGCGCGGCAUCUGAUAAUGCAGGUGGGCACGUCGCCGGCUCAGAGCGAUGCAGUCUCGGACUGGUUCUCUGAGGCGCUGGGAGUGCGCUGCUGGCUUGUGCGGCAGCAGGAUGGCAGCCGCCGAGCUGUGGAGCGCAGCCAGCUGCUGCAGCGCUUUGCGAAUGAGGGACAGUUUCUGGCAAUCUCGCUGAGCAGCCUGGGAGAUGUCAACCGCCGCUUGGCUGAGAAGCAAGGUUCAAAUGCUACAUGCAGCACACCUCCCUUCCAGGUGGAGGCAGAGCGCUUCCGGCCAAACCUGCUGUUCAGCGGUGGCAUGGAGCCAUAUGCAGAGGACACCUGGCGGACGCUUCACAUCGGUGAAUGCCACUUCAAUGUCACUGGUCCCUGCGCGCGUUGCCAGGUGGUGUGCACAGACCCGGAGGCAGGCCAGCGUGGGGGCCCAGAGCCGCUGCUCACACUGGCUGCCUACCGCCGCACGCGCGGCCAGAUCCACUUUGGCAUCCUGCUGGAGAACGCGUCCCAAGCCCAGCCAGCAUCGCAGUGGCUGCGCGUCGGACAUCCCGUGCUAGUGUCCCCCUGA